Messenger RNA from Paramacrobiotus metropolitanus, 996 nucleotides. RefSeq names its product protein trapped in endoderm-1-like. Gene Ontology annotation, cellular component: membrane. Bases 1 to 996 code for a protein of 331 amino acids. The record is from RefSeq and is a predicted model, not a curated record. The transcript has 2 exons. Gene Ontology annotation, biological process: G protein-coupled receptor signaling pathway. Gene Ontology annotation, molecular function: G protein-coupled receptor activity. Lineage: Eukaryota; Metazoa; Tardigrada; Eutardigrada; Parachela; Macrobiotidae.
AUGGACAGUUCAUCGUUUCGCAACAUAUCCAAUAAUCAGACAUUGCAGUUGUCCGUAGACUGGAAUUACGCCGCAGUCGGUCGCACCACACUAUGCAUCCUCCAACUGCUUCUCAAUUUUUCCAUGUUACUCGUCAUCAUCCGGCAACAGACUUUACGGACAGCGUUCAGUGUGUACAUCAUCGGUUUAUUAAGCGCCAACAUUUUCUACGCCGCGUGUGAAUAUCCAUUGGAAAUUCUCCUAGCCUUAUACAGCGAAUGGUGGAUGUCCAGAGCGGCGUGCAGCUUCUAUCUGUAUCAAAUCUGGGUGUUUGUCGCCGUGCCGAUGCACAUGCACGUCCUGAUCACCAUCAACCGAUUGUGGGCGCUGACCUUUCCACUAUCGUACCGUAACAUCCACAGCUCGAAAGUGGCCGGUUUGCUGUGCAUCGGAAAUGUAGUGUAUGUGCACAUCUUAUGCUUUCCGCUGUUUCUAAUUGAUGAACUGUACUAUCGCGUGCCGUUGGAGCGGUUCGGCUGUUCGCUGGACACUGUCAAUUUAAACGUGUACGCUAAUGUUGUGAACAUGAUGGCGUUUAACAUGCCCAUCAUCAUCGUUGUCUGCUCGUAUCCGUUUAUCCUCCAUAAGCAUCUGCAGCGGCGGAAAGUGUGGGCUGUGAAUAAAACGGAUCGUACCGGCGUUUAUGACAAGCAUGAUAAUCCGAUUUCAACGCAUCACAGAAGAGGAACGGAAAGCGUGGCGAACAAGCACACCGCCGAAAAUGUCCGUCCCUUCCUUGUUCUUAGCAUGCUGACCUGCAGCGUCUUUAUCUGCUGGACGCCCGAUCAGGUGUACUGGACUCUAGAUAAUUUCGUGGACACUUCGGGAUUCGUGUGGCUGCACCACGUGGGCAUGGUGCUGUACGGACUGCAAGCUGUGCUGGAUCCCAUUCUGUUUGCGGUGUCUUUAAGCAGUUUCCGAACCACAAUUAAGCAGCUAUGGUCCCAAUGGUUUUAA